Molecule: messenger RNA, 1209 nt
Organism: Haliotis rufescens (red abalone)
Lineage: Eukaryota; Metazoa; Mollusca; Gastropoda; Lepetellida; Haliotidae
Product: protein rtoA-like
Exons: 2
Coding region: 1-1209 (402 amino acids)
Source: RefSeq, a predicted model, not a curated record
AUGGACUCCGUGGCAUGCAUCACACUAUUCAUCACGACUCCGCAAUACAUCAUUAGUCUACCAGAGGGAUCAGAGGUAUUAGAGGCAUCAGAGGUAUCAGAGGGAUCAGAGGGAUCAGAGGUAUCAGAGGGAUCAGAGGGAUUAGAGGUAUCAGAGGGAUCAGAGGGAUCAGAGGUAUCAGAGGUAUUAGAGGCAUCAGAGGUAUCAGAGGGAUCAGAGGUAUCAGAGGGAUCAGAGGGAUCAGAGGGAUCAGAGGUAUCAGAGGGAUCAGAGGGAUCAGAGGGAUCAGAGGGAUCAGAGGUAUCAGAGGGAUCAGAGGUAUUAGAGGUAUCAGAGGGAUCAGAGGGAUCAGAGGGAUCAGAGAGAUCAGAGGGAUCAGAGGUAUCAGAGGGAUCAGAGGUAUCAGAGGUAUUAGAGGUAUCAGAGAGAUCAGAGGGAUCAGAGGUAUUAGAGGUAUCAGAGGGAUCAGAGGGAUCAGAGGUAUCAGAGAGAUCAGAGGGAUCAGAGGUAUUAGAGGGAUCAGAGGGAUCAGAGGGAUCAGAGGGAUCAGAGAGAUCAGAGGGAUCAGAGGGAUCAGAGGUAUCAGAGGUAUUAGAGGUAUCAGAGAGAUCAGAGGGAUCAGAGGUAUUAGAGGUAUCAGAGGGAUCAGAGGGAUCAGAGGGAUCAGAGGUAUUAGAGGUAUCAGAGGGAUCAGAGGGAUCAGAGGUAUUAGAGGUAUCAGAGGGAUCAGAGGUAUUAGAGGGAUCAGAGGGAUCAGAGGUAUCAGAGGUAUUAGAGGUAUCAGAGGGAUCAGAGGGAUCAGAGGUAUCAGAGGGAUCAGAGGGAUCAGAGGGAUCAGAGGGAUCAGAGGUAUCAGAGGUAUUAGAGGUAUCAGAGGGAUCAGAGGGAUCAGAGGUAUCAGAGGGAUCAGAGGGAUCAGAGGGAUCAGAGGUAUUAGAGGUAUCAGAGGGAUCAGAGGGAUCAGAGGGAUCAGAGGUAUCAGAGGUAUUAGAGGUAUCAGAGGGAUCAGAGGGAUCAGAGGUAUCAGAGGGAUCAGAGGUAUCAGAGGUAUCAGAGGGAUCAGAGGGAUCAGAGGGAUCACGGGGUUUCACGUUGAAGGACUACUGGAUACCACCAGCAUGGUCAGGGAUUGCAUUCCAUAUGAUGGAAAAAAGCUGGACCAAGCACAAUGAUAUAUGCCGGUCAGAAGAGAACUUCACUGCCAUAUAG